AUGGCCGGGCCAGCCCUGGUUGAAUUCACCGACGCCCUUGGAGCCAGUGCCCCACUCUUCGUGCAGUGUGCUUGGGAGGCCAACACGCUCGGGAGCGCCGAGUCGGAAACCGCUGAGGCCGAGAAGGAGAUCUGCCGGUUGGUGAUCUUCGACGGCUCACACUGCUGGCGCGGGCCGCUGUGCCGCCGGCAUCUCGCUGGCCCGCUUGGAGAGAGUUGGCGGGACCCGGUGAAUUUGCGGCUCCUUCGAUCAGCGUUGGCAUCUCCACAGGCUUCAGGAGGCACUUCCAGCGUUCUGGGGCCCCGUGCCGAGGCUUCCUGGAAGCUGGUCGAGGCCUCGCCAGAGCCCGAGCUCGAGCUGACGGUCCGCUUCGUUUACAAGGAAGGCCCCGUUGCGGCCGUGCAGGCCGCCCGCUUCCACACCGUGCCGCUUGUAGCGGCCUUGGCUGGCCUCUGCAGGGGCGUCAGAGAUCUGCAGGCAGAGGCGCUGGAACAACAGCGUCUCGCCAAAAGCCAGCAGUCCGCUCUGCACGAGAAGCAGGAGACGUUGAAGCGCCAGCUCGAGGCGCUGCCCAAGGAGGCCGAGGCCCAGGAGAAACACCUUCUGGAAGGCCUUUGCAGCGUGAUAAAUGCACAGAAGCGGCGAUGUCUUGGACUAUUUGAUGUUUUGGCUGACGGUGGUGCUGGACGCGAGCCCGCCCACGCACCGACGAUGUCGCUGGAGCACUGCUUGGACCGUGAGGUGGACGUAGCUCCGCCACUGACACGGCUGCCACAGCCCGCAUCCCCGUCCAUGCCUUCCGCCGCUCCAUCCUUGGAUUUGGAAAGCCCGAUGGCUUCCCUAGCCUUCGGUGACAGCCGUGGCCCCGAAACUACCUUCAGCAUUCCCUUGACAUUGGGCAUGAGUGCCAUUGGCUUUCCAAUCAGGGGCGGAAAAGAGCCUUCGAGCGCAAAGGCAUCCCCACCUCCGAAGAGCCGUGAUCCUUCAAAGCGAUCCCCUAACUAUUUGCGCAAACAUCGUCAGAGCACUUCUGCCCAUGGCCGUCCCGUCGUCAUACCUGAAGAUAUGGACUCGCCCCUGGCUUCUGCGAAGGCCGAGGGUCGCGAAGGCCCUGGCAGCCCGUCGAAGUCGGCUGCCGCCAAAGGCGGCCGGGGCGCUGAGGAGAAUUCCCCACGGCCCAAGCCACGUGGUGGCGGCGAAGGUGAGGCUCCAACCGAGCAGAAGGAGUUUCCGCUGCAGCAGGAGAAGGUCUUCGACCGCCUGUAUGCGAGACACGAGGAUCGCAAACUGCGACUGGCCGAAGCGCGCCAGAAGGAGAAGGAGGAGCAGCAGUUUGACUUCCGUCCCAGGCUGGAGCUGAGCCAGACGGGCCCCGCCGCCGAGGCCUCCAAGCGGCUUCACGAGGGGGUCGCCAAGAAGAGGCAAGCGCGAGAGGACCUUCAGCAGAAAUACGAAGAGGAGUUUCGUCUUCUGCACCCCUUCCGCCCCGAGCUGCAAGCGGCGGAGAAGCCCUGGCAGAACCGCGAGGAGUGGCUGCAGGACCAGGAGCAGUGGAAGCGGAAGAGAAACGAGAGGAGGGCCGGGAAGCUGCAAGAGAAGCUCGACGAGGAGGCCCAGUAUUUGUCCUCGAACAACCUACACCGCGGGGCUCAGGCCGACCCACAGGCCGUGGGCAAGCGACUCUUUCUUGCUGCCAAAAAGCGCGAGGCGAGGAGGGAGGGCGGCGGGCGAUGCCUUUGGUUGCUUUGUUUAGGCUGGUGGGGUGGCAUGGACUUAGAAUUUGCGGGCGCAGCAGGUUCAGCUGCAAAAGCUGCGGGCGAAGCAUUUGGCCAGACGCCCGGACUGCUUCGUCAUGAGUGUGACAGCUCCCAAGCUCACGUCCCAGGCUGA
Molecule: messenger RNA, 1890 nt
Organism: Symbiodinium necroappetens
Lineage: Eukaryota; Dinophyceae; Suessiales; Symbiodiniaceae
Source: the annotation of a GenBank genome assembly